Molecule: messenger RNA, 1092 nt
Organism: Puccinia graminis f. sp. tritici CRL 75-36-700-3
Lineage: Eukaryota; Fungi; Basidiomycota; Pucciniomycetes; Pucciniales; Pucciniaceae
Exons: 2
Coding region: 1-1092 (363 amino acids)
Source: RefSeq, a predicted model, not a curated record
AUGUAUAAGCUGGGGUUUAGUCGCCAAGAAUACCAAAAAUCUCAGUACUUUGAUGGGCACGAGCGGCCUGAUGUGGUUUUAUCUAGAAAGAAAUAUGUCGACGAUUACCUCCUUCUUCGACAACGAUCUCGCAAAUACGGAGGUGAAAAUUUUGAAAUCUCAACAGAGAUUGAUCCUGAAAUCUUAGUUCACAUGAAAGAAACCAUUUUUAUUUUUCAUGACAAAUCAACGAUACAUGCAAAAGAGAGACCUAGUAAAACUUGGCUUCUCCCUGGGACUAGCGAGUUACGAUCUAAAAGCUCAGGUCGACUUGUCUUAUCAAAAGACGAAUUGGAGAAAUUGAAAACAAAUAACUCAAACAACCGACUGGAGUCAGAAGACGCGGCCACUAUCAUUUACCCUGGUUCAACUGGAGAUAAAUGGUGGGACAUGGAACAAUUGUGUCACCAAGUCUCACAAAAAGCGAUUCCAAUAUUUGAAUCACUUCACCCGAAUGCUCAGGGUGUCUUUGUGUUUGAUUGCUCAUCAGCCCAUGGCGCUUUUUCACCCUCGGCUUUGAGAGUCCAAAAGAUGAAUCUAGGACAUGGCGGUAAACAGGCACGGCUCAGAGAUACCGUUAUUCCUAGCGAUGAUCCGCUUAUUCCUCUUCAUCUUUGCGGUCAGCCUCAAACACUCUCUUACAACGAUUCACAUCCUGACCCUGAACGAGCUGUACAACAAAAGGGUGUCAAAGCUGUCCUCAAAGAAAGAGGACUUUGGCAGCACUAUACUUGCCAAUCGCAAGAAUCUGGUAAACCAGCUCUAACAUUAUCUUGCAAAACUUGUACAACUUCAAACAUUUGGAAAGAUGCAAUUUCACGUGCCGAACAACUGAUCCAACAGGCGGAAGACUGCGGUUAUUUCUUAUCAAAUGCUCAAUCAAUGUCCGAGAUUGCAGAAACUGAAGCUGCCAUAAAUCAAGAGUCUGAAGAAUCAACAUUGGAUCAAGUUCCAAACAAUGCAGGCAGCAUGUGCUGCUGGUCCAGAAUCCUAUCCCUUCAAUCGGAUUUUGCCAACAAACGACCCCUCUUGCAAACAAUUAUAGAAGAUUGA